Messenger RNA from Aspergillus saccharolyticus JOP 1030-1, 2351 nucleotides. RefSeq names its product MFS transporter. The coding region runs from base 389 to 2185 and encodes 598 amino acids. The transcript has 3 exons. Gene Ontology annotation, molecular function: transmembrane transporter activity. NCBI's taxonomy places the organism in Eukaryota, Fungi, Ascomycota, Eurotiomycetes, Eurotiales, Aspergillaceae. Gene Ontology annotation, biological process: transmembrane transport. The record is from RefSeq and is a predicted model, not a curated record.
CGUCAUCGGAUUCCCUUGCAGUUACACAGCCUAGCCGUUUCUCGGGUCUUGACCAGCACCGAACCCAGAAGGAAGACCAGCAGAAGCAAGCCAGACGAAAGGGAAUUUCGCCAUUGACUUUUGCGACAGGGGGAGGAAAUGUUGAGCCCCCUUUGACCAACAGCCUCUCUCCUUUCUUCACCACAGCGAUCUUAUCACUACUACUAUACUUACUAUUCCGAGCAUUCCCUCCCUUUGGUUACAACACCGAAGACACAUUCCUUUUCGGCCGUUUCGAAUCUUGCGAGCAAAACCUGCUCCUAUUUGGACCAGAGCUUGUAGCAAGCGAAGAAAACUUCAACUCCCCGUGAAUACCAGUGGAAUUGUACCGACAAUCUAGCGACACAAGAUGUUUAAACGCCCGUCGUGUUUACAAGGCCGUCGACAUGGCGAGCGGAACGAUGAUUGGUCCGCUUUCCCUGUACGGCAACUCUUCGUGCUAGCGCUAUGUCGCAUCUGCGAGCCAAUCGCAUUCAUGUCCAUCUUCCCCUAUGUAUAUCAGAUGGUUGAGUCGUUCAACGUGACCGACAACGAUCGAAAGAUUGCUUUGUAUGCGGGGAUGAUCACUUCGUCAUUCACAUUCGCCGAAUUUUCCGCCGGUAUGUUUUGGGGUCGCAUGAGUGACAGGAUUGGCAGGAAACCCGUCUUGGUCAUGGGUCUGAUUGGGACCGCCAUCAGCAUGAUCGUGUUCGGAUUCGCUCCCAACCUGGCGACUGCCAUGGUCGCCCGGGCCCUGGGAGGCCUUCUGAAUGGUAACAUUGGAGUUCUUCAGACGACCGUUGCGGAGAUAGUCACAGUCAAGGAGCACCAACCCCGGGCUUAUUCCAUUAUGCCUUUCGUCUGGUGCUUAGGCUCGAUCAUCGGACCCGCCAUGGGUGGUGCGCUGGCACAGCCCUGCGACAACUACCCUUGGCUCUUCCAGCGGGGAACCAUUUUCGACAGUUUUCCAUUCCUGCUGCCCAACUUGGUUUGCGUUGUUGUCCUCGCUUCCGGUAUCAUCGUCGGCUUUUUGUUCUUGGAGGAGACCCAUCCCGAGAAGAGGAAUCGCCGUGACCCGGGAUUGGAGCUAGGCAACUGGCUGGUCGACAGAUUCAAGGGAUCCCGUCUCAGUGCGGCCGAGGAAUUGGACGUCAAGAAGGAAACUACCGGCAAUGAUUACUUCGACUACGAAGAUGUUCCGCCCCCAGAAUACAGGAGUACUGAAUCUUCCCCUCGUCUGAGACCGAUGAAGGGAUCAGCCGAUCUCUCUACGGACGACGACAUUGAGGGGCAGAUCAAAGGGCAGAAGCCCAAGGCUUUCACGAAGCAAGUGAUCUUCAACAUCAUCGCCUAUGGGAUUCUCGCAUAUCAUAGUGUUUCCUUCGAUCAGCUUAUGCCGGUCUUUCUCAGCACUCCUACAUCCACCGAAGACGCCGUGCUGCCUUUCAAAUUCACCGGAGGUCUGAGUCUGGCGACCAAGAAAAUUGGAUUGAUGCUAGCAGUUCAGGGUGUAUACUCGAUGAUUGCGCAGCUUUGGCUAUUCCCCUUUGUUGUUCGUCGUUUUGGCACACUUCGAGUGUUCCGCUUCGUCUUGCUGGUUUGGCCUCCAUUGUACUUCAUGGUCCCUUACCUCAUUCUCCUGCCAGAGAAGCUGCAGCUCGCUGCGGCCUAUAUGGCUUUGAUCAGCAAGAUCACUCUACAUGUUAUCGCCUUCCCCGCUACGGCGAUUCUGCUUGCCAACGCUGCUCCUUCCUCCAAGGUGCUCGGGUCUAUCAAUGGCGCUGCAGCCUCCACGGCCAGUCUGAGUCGCGCCUUCGGUCCAACAAUUACUGGAUUGUUGCACUCGAAAGGUCUUGAGAGUGGAUACUCUGUGCUGGCAUGGUGGGCUUGCGGUCUUGUUUGCAUCAUUGGUGCCUUCGAGAGCUUCUGGAUGGAAGAGUCUGAGCGAGAGAAGGCGGCAGAAAAGAAGAUCCAGCCCGAUGAGACGGCCGAGAACCGGAACGUGUUGCGGGGUCCUCUCACUGUCGGGAAGGAGGACGGUACUCCCGAAGAGGUGCGGAGAUUGCUCUCUUCCGCGCGGACGAGCAUCGAUGAGCUGGACCUUUCCCCUCAUGUUGACUCAGCGCACUCGUCCGCUGAGACUUCUAAGUCCGAAACCGAGGCCUGAAGCCUCCUACGUAUCCUCUUCUAUUCUCUCAACUCUCUCAUAUCACAUUUUCAUUCUUAUCGCCCACUCUCUCGUGGUGUGUUGGACUAUACGUCAUUCUUAAGCUUUUUUGUUUUAUUCUGUGGAUAUUAUGGCUUGUGGCUUGUCUUCUUCCUCUUUCCCCUUC